UGCUUGCACACCGGAGGAUUAAUCUGCCACGGUAAAUUCUGAAGUUUGUUCUGCCUGGGUCACGCCAGCUAGAAGGAUUGUAAUAUCAGAGGUUUCAUUUACAUUAACGUUUGAAUCGGUGUCCAUGUGCGUGCGUGCGUAGGUGCUAUGUAAAUUAGGUUUGUUUACCAUAUUCCAAAAAUAAGUGUAAAAUUGGUGGUACUGAGUUGGAGUGAAGUUGACUAACAAGGUGAAACACAGAAUUGGGUGAUAAUGUUUUGCUACAUGCUUUACAACCAGUCAAACCAAAAAAGGGAACAGUAAACUUCAAAGUAGCAAUAGAAAACUGGAAGAACUGCUAGAAAACACAGUGAACUGAAAGAGUUAAAGUUUUAUUAAAAAUACUUGUGUCCCCCCCACUUCUGAAAUCAAAAUUUCGUCCUUGAGCAUGCGUACUGUAUUUCAACUAUUAAGUGCACCAGAAAGUAUCCCUUUAAAUGCGUUUGCAGUUACGUAAAGGUUUUAAGCAGAAGCAAUGACAGAAGUCCUCUUUGGAUAUUCUAAUGAGGACCAAUGUUACUUUUAAAGAAGGGGAAGAAACUACAGUCCUGAGGUUUCUAGCUGCUGCCUAUAGUCUCUAGUGAUACACUUUAAUAUAAAUUAAAUGACUGAUGUGUUCUGCCCAUGGGUCUACUCAUAUUACUGGUUGUGCCUUGGCAGGGUUCCACUGGCAUCAGGUUUCAAUUUUCCUGUUAAGUUUCUAUUCGCUCCCACUCGCAUGUCUACUGGUUUCUCAGUAACUGUGUGACUCAGGAGCUCGAGCAUGAACUGACCGAAGCCUCAGAUCGUCCUUGGGACAGAUCCAGCUUUGUAAAAACUAAAAGGGGAUUUAUAAAAUUCCAAGUUUAGUUUCAGGAUCAAACAGAAAAGGAAGAAUGCUGCUUUGCACAGAACAAACCCACAACUGCAUCAACAAGUCCAGGAAGUUGUGUUGAAUAGUCUGCCUACGAGACAAGAAUACGAGAAAACCACUUCCAUUCUGUUGCCAUUUUUUGGGGCUGGUUUGCUCCAUCUCAAGCAAUGUUCUUGGUCUUAAUAUCAAACUGGGCCACGAUAACGAGCACAUUUCCUCCUACUAAAGGAAAGGUCUGUUAAAGCUGCUUUGUCGCCAACAGAGACACGGGAAGACUGAUGCCUGAUUAGCUAUGAUAUAAGUGGCCAGGUCUUGUGCUGCACAUGGAAUAUCCAUAAAAAUGGAAAGCAGAUCCUCAGAGAUGGAAUGGCGUGAACUGCCCUACGGCAGCUGGACAGAAUCUCAUGUGAGCUCCUGGAUGAGGUGCAUUGGAAUAAAAGAAAUGUACAUAAAAAAACUGGAGGAGGAGGAGGUGACAGGACCGGUUCUCACAACUCUACAGAGGGAGUACCUCAGCACUACUUUUGGAAUGAAAAGUGGCCAAAUUGAGCAUCUGCUGAAGAACAGAGAUGAGCUUGUCAAGUCAGAACAGCACAAAACAAAAAGUAAAAGUGAUUUGUGUGGUAAAGGUAGCGAUGACAAAAAAGGAAAUGAGUUCAAUUUGGGACAACAACCAAAACUUUGUUUACAAGAACCUUGUGACAGAGCAGAAACCGGGAAUAUCCCUGUAACAUGCAGUGACAACUCAGUCUCUACAGAAGUGGAUUUGUCUUUCUGUGACUAUCGGAAAUUUGAUCAGCAUGAAAAGGACUGCAGGUAUGUGAAGCACAAUGUACUUCCUCCAGAGACGGGGAUUGAAAACAUGAAUGUUCCGUGUCAUGAAUACAAGUCACUGGAGAUUGCACACAAACUAGACUCAAAAAGGCUACAAAUAAAAGUAGCAAGUGAGGUGUUAAGAUUUGCAUGUGGAUGCAUGAAUAUGAGAUCCAAUGGGACAAUUCAUUUUGGCAUCAUGGAUAAAGUCAGAGGCACUCACAAGCAUGGAGAAAUCAUAGGGAUACCUAUCAAAAAUCAGGAGGACUUUGUGGACGCGUUAGACUACAUUGAAAAAUGCUUCAAAGAUUCAAAUCAACAAUGCGAUGCCAGGCGUUGCAUCAAGAACCCGCGAUUCAUUGAGGUUCUGGACAAGGAAAAUGCUGAGAAAACUUGGGUCAUUGAAUAUGAUGUUGUUCCAAAAGCAAGCAUUGUAAAAAAUAGGCUUUACUAUGUUGGUGUCCCAAACUUUAAUGAGAAAAACAACAAAGUCAAAUGUGAAGAGAAAGUCCCCUAUUACAGAGUAGGAGCGAACACUCCGCGCAUACCCGACGAUGACCUUGUUCGUUUCAUUCAAGACCUGAAAGAGAAAGACCAACAGAGAGAGGAGGCGGAAUCUUCAAGCAAUCAAACAGCUGUGGAGUUAGGAGAGGAUCAAAAGAGGAAACUCACCAUCCUCUUAGCAUGUGGGAAAAGACUCUUGGACAACACUCUCUUUUACAUCGUUGUGACAAACAAGUUUCAGCCAGAGCACCUUGACAGUAUAAGCUUCUUGGUUCCCAUGAAUCUAUUCUGUGUGUUUGAUUUUGACCCUGAUUCAAAGACAUCUGGUCUUUGUGGACAAUAUAAGAAGCAGAAGGCUGUAAACCUUCACUUUCUUGAUAACUACGCAAAUGAAAGUAGGUUGGGAAAUACUGACUUUGUAAAAUCUUUGCAGCUUUAUGAGAGAACAAGCUGGAUUUUCUGCAACGGGAGGAACAACUUCCCUGGUGGGGGUCAAACCUGUGAUGAAAAAACCUGGAUCAAAACAAGCAAAAAGAAACUGAAAAAAGCGGUAUCGCUCAUCUGCAAUGAUAUCCUACCGAGGCGAUCAUUUGUAGUCCUCUUCCUUCUAAUGUCUGAUGUUGAGCAGCCAAUUGUUGAGACCUUCCAUGAAUUCUACGCUGAGAUGAAUGGACAUGAUUUUUUGGCCGUCAUAUCAGAGUCCAAGGAAAACUACAAAAAGUGGUCAAGUCUUGCCCAGGUGUCAUGUGACAUGUCUACACUCAAAGAAAUCAGCAUUGUUGAAAUGCCACUGAGUCAUGUGGAUGCAACAGUUCAAAGCAUUCAGCUCUCAAAGAAUAAACCCACGAGGACAUUACCAGUCCUAAACGGAGGACUAUGCUUCUUAAAGUCAGUUGAAGGAGCUAUGCUAGAUUCUUUGGAAAUCAUCAGUGUUGACCAGUGUGAUGACACAAAGCUGGAGGUUCUGAGCAAGGAGGAAAUCCAACUUAUUGAGACCUACUUCUACCGAGGUGGAAAGAUAGACUGGAUUAACUUCUGGCUUGCCGACAAACUCAAGUGCGGGGCCAUCAUUAAGAGGGAUGCCUACCGAGAAGCAAACACACUCCUGGACAAGAUAGCACAUUGUAGCUCUGCCACACGUCCCAUUGAGAGCGUGAACAUAUCCCAUCAUCCUGGCAGUGGUGGAAGUACAGUGGCACGACAGAUCCUGUGGAGUUGGAGGCAAAAAGUACGAUGUGCAGUUGUAAGACAGUGCAAGGAAAUCACAACCGUGUGUGAGCAUGCAGUGACACUGAGAGAACAUGACGAGAGAGACAAAAACAAGUGUCUGCCAGUGCUCUUGCUCUUGGAGGACCGAAAUGCAGAUUACAUAGAUGAUCUGAGACGGGAGCUUGGAAAUGUCAUUGCAACGAAAAAAAUAAGUCAGUCUGUGUUGUGCUUUAUCCUGCUCAUCUGCAACAGAUCAAAUGAUCCAGAGAGAAUGUGCAGAGCGUCGCCAUCUCAAACAGUAGCAGUCACACACAAGCUGUCAAAUUCCGAGAAGCCUUUGUUUUCAGAAAAGCUUGAGCAGCUAAAACUCCGGUUUCAACCACAGUUCAUCCUGACAUUUGUUCUGAUGAGUAAAGAGUUCCAGCCAAGUUACAUUGAGGACUUUGUGAAAAACCUUCUGGACAAAAUUGACCAUUCAUCACUGAUCACUCGCCUCAUCCGAUUUGUGGCUCUCUUGAAUAGCUAUGUUGAAGACUCAUACAUAUCUAUGUCACACUGUGAAGCAUCUCUUGGCUUAGCUACCCAUGUGGUUGGAGCUAAGUACCAUGCAUUUUUGGAUCAUCUUACUGAUGAAGCAAGGCUUCUUUUCAUCCACUUUAAGGAAGUUUCAACACACAUCGCAUCAAUACGGAUUAUUCAUCAACUGGUGGCAAAGGAGAUUCUGAAUCAGCUGUCUGCAAAUAGGCCUCAGAGCGAUGUUGCCAUGGAUCUCAUCAAUGACAAGGUACUUGUCAAUCACAGAUUUGACAGGGAGGAGUUCCUGAAGUUCAUCAGAGCUCUUUUCAUCAGACGCCACAAAAAGAGCCGAGGAGAUGCUGAAGACACAACCUUUUCACCCCUUAUUGAACAUGUCAGCACCGAAAGAGGAGAUGUUCAGAAAGCUGUUGAUCUCAUGAAAGCAGCAUACAUAGCUUUGGGGAAAGAUGCAUUGGUGGCACAACAGCUUGCACGGCUGCUUUACACAAAUUUGAGAUUUGAGGAAGCCCUAGAAUGGGCAGAGGAAGCAAAAUCUAUUCUUCCUUAUGAUACAUUUGUCCUUGACACACUCGGGCAAGUUUACAAAAAGUGGUUUUACCACUUGUAUGACAACCUUGAGGACAAAGAACUCUCCCCGGAAAGGGGAAUUGAAAUCAUAAGCAUUGCACUCAAGGGGAUAUCUGCGUUCCGGGCCUCUGAAAAGACACCAAAAAAAGAGACCGUAAGUCUUAACAGCUCAUACUACGGGGAAGUCGAUGUUGGCUGCAGGUUGCUAAAGUUCCUGUCAGGAGUAGAUGUUUUUUCCAACGAUACUGGAAAAUCCGAGUUGAUGAAGUACUUGUUAACAGAGUACAUUCCGACAGAGGUCAAAACACCCUGGCAGAGGUUUCACCUCCAGCUGAAAGGAUUACAAAAGUGUUUGGGCCAAGCACUUGAGUGCAUUUCCGAAGACCUCAGCUACUUUCAAACCGACAUUAGUGAAGAGGAGGUAGAGCUUGAUGCACGAGACCUAGAGCAAGUAUACAAACCAAGAGAGUGGUUGACAAAGAAGAGCGCUGUAUAUGCCGGAUGUUUUUGUGUUAUACCUGAUGAGAGUGACCAAGCAGCUGAAAGCGACAGUGCUGACAUGGUAGGGCCGGCUGAAAAGCUCUCUCCAUUCCAAAGACAGAUGAGGACCUACAAGCUCGGUGGAGGAAAUGUUACUGCUAUCCUCUCACUUCUGUAUGACAAGAAACCACAGAGGGCAGGGAGGAAACUUGAGAAAAUAAUUAGCAUGUACCCAGAAAACCUGAAAUGGAGUGACCUUGACCAGACAGAAAUUGCGAACUUCAUCUUUUGCCAGAUAGCUCUCAACUGUACUCUCCAUGGCUCCUCGGAGCUCUUGUCCCUUGAAAAGCUACAGGACCUCAGCAAGAGAUUUAUUAAAAAGGGGAGAAAUAUGUCAUCAGCAAUUGCCCUUUUCCUUCUCUCCCUUCUGUUUUGGCCUGAGACCAGUGAUGAGCUCAGUUCUGCUGAUACGCAGAUCCUUUUAUCAGCCAUCAAUGAACUUCAGAGACUCUGUGAGCAAAAAAGCCAACACGUUUCUCUGAAGAAAAAAAGAAUUGUUACCCACUUCUUUCUGGCAAAGGCGAAAGGUCUUAACAAGAUUGUCCACAGAAGUGCUAUUGAAAAGAACGUCAAUGGCACACUCAGUGAGAGGAAACUCAAAUGGCUUGGAGGGGAAGUGUGGAAAACCAAGGAAGUUGUGCAGUUACUGAAACGUGUUGAAGGAUGGACAGAAAAUGGCAGCUUGUUUGUGAAAGGAGGAACCAGAGACAGCAAGAUUAGAGUUCUGCCCCGAUUUUCUGCCUCCCUGCCAAAUGGAAAUGAAAGUGUAACCUUCUACUUGGGCUUUUCAUUUGAUGGAGUGGUUGCCUGUGACAUUCGGGUAAUGGAGUAGUGUCAUUACAUGAUCUUAAGCUACAAAGGCUUGGGCAAAGCUUUCCUUUGUUCAAAAUGACCCACCAAAAAAAACUUACUUAUUUUCUAAACUAGUGUUCUGAUGACCCUAGUACUUUUGCCAGUUUUGUCCUCUUCUAAAUGAGUUAAGUUUAACUAAAAUGUCACAGUUGACAGAAAGUCUGCCUGUAAAAAUUUGCGACAAGAUUGCAAAUGUACCAUUUUAAGAUUCUCUUCAUUUGAGAAAAACAGUGGUUAUGCAUAACAUGUUAUAUUAAUCUUGAUGUAAAUUAUAUUUUAUACUUUCAAAGUUUCAUUCAUUGCGUGUCCAGAGAAUUGAGGGCCAUUAGCAUUUGAGAGUCUGUGGGAUGCCAUUUCGUGCAAACAUCAACAUCAGAUGAACAAUCACAUCUGUGGACCUUGUUGGGCUGAGCUGCGCUAUCUCUACAUACCUAGAGAAAUAAUCUACCACCAGCAAAUAGGUACUGUCUUUGAGAGUGAAUACUGUAGGUAGUUUUUACCAGGAAGACAGAUGCAGAGGAGAGCUGAUCAAUUACUCAGACACAUUAUUUGCUGAAAUGACAAAAAACUAAAUAUUGAGACAAAUCUGAAAUGAAAUAAAUAAAUGUUCUGUAAUCUACA
Molecule: messenger RNA, 6535 nt
Organism: Scophthalmus maximus (turbot)
Lineage: Eukaryota; Metazoa; Chordata; Actinopteri; Pleuronectiformes; Scophthalmidae
Product: sterile alpha motif domain-containing protein 9-like
Exons: 5
Coding region: 1233-5894 (1553 amino acids)
Cellular component (GO): cytoplasm
Molecular function (GO): protein binding
Source: RefSeq, a predicted model, not a curated record